AUGGACCGGCGGCGGAGAGCCCCCCUGGCUCUCACCUUGAACUUCCUCGCGCUCCUCCUGGCGGUGUCGGCGCUCACCACCAGCUACUGGUGCGAGGGCACGCGCAAAGUGGUGAAGCCGCUGUGCGCCGGCCCGGUGAGCACCAAGCAGUCCUUCUGCAUCACGUUCAACAGCUCCAACGUGAACGACACGCGCCUCGUGCAGUACAUCUGGGAGACCGGCGAGGACAAGUACGUGAUGAGGAAGUUCCACACCGGCAUCUGGUUCUCCUGCGAGCAGAACAUCAACAUGAGCGGGGAAAAGUGCAGAAGUUUCAUCUACGUGGCUCCAGCAAACGAAAGAGGAGUACUGUGGCUUUGCAUCGUGGCAGAGUGUCUGUACAUCCUCCUGCUGGCCACAGGAGGCAUCCUCAUGUCGUUAGAAGUGUGUCACUUCGGCAACGUCAUUGAUGGCUUAAAGCUCAACGCCUUCGCUGCCAUAUUCACUGUACUUUCAGGACUGUUGGGUAUGGUGGCCCACAUGAUGUUUACCACAGCCUUCCAGCUGACCGUCAGUCUGGGACCAGAGAACUGGAAACCUCAAACGUGGGACUACAGCUGGUCUUACAUUUUGGCGUGGAGCUCUUUCACGGCCUGCAUGGCGUCCUCCGUCACCACCAUCAACCGCUACACCAAGACCAUCCUGGAGUUCAAGCACAAGCGCAGGAACAUUGAGAAGAACCUGAAGAUCAAACAGAAGCUGUUGGAGCUGGACUCCCCAGAGCAAGUGUGGGACAUGUACAUCAGCUCGGUGCCGAGCACCGCCGAAGAGCUGCUGGACCUGUCGACGAACAGCCGCAAGCUCUCCAACGCGUCCAUCUUCCUGGACCUCAACGACUUGCCAGAUCCACAAGGAGAGGAGUACUGCUAGGAGAGCAGAGGGUUCUGAAACAUCGCUUCAGUGCGACAAC
Nematolebias whitei (Rio pearlfish) is the source of this 949-nucleotide messenger RNA. Its product is annotated as germ cell-specific gene 1-like protein. The coding region runs from base 1 to 909 and encodes 302 amino acids. Gene Ontology annotation, cellular component: plasma membrane. The transcript has 5 exons. The record is from RefSeq and is a predicted model, not a curated record. NCBI's taxonomy places the organism in Eukaryota, Metazoa, Chordata, Actinopteri, Cyprinodontiformes, Rivulidae.